ACAGCGCACUCCAGUCAAAUAUGGCGGGGAAUUUGGCUUUCUUCUUGACAACCCAAACAAGCUUAUUAAAUUCAUGUUAAAUUGUUGUUUCUUUCCUAGUUUAAGCGUAAAAAAUGCCUCCCCUAAACUGGAAAAGAAUAAUGAGGGUGAAUUUGGACAGCUUAGAGCAAAAUGAAGAGGAGUUUGAAAUUAUAUAUAAUAUUCUAACGGAGGGGAACUUUGAUCCGGAUGCCGCCCAAGAUGUCCGCAAGAUGGAAAAAUUAUUUGACCUUUCAAAAAUGAUAAUGAGAGUGAAGGCCACAGAGGCGGAAGUCGCUGGCGAAGAAAUUGAAAGUUUGAAAAAACGUUUUCAGGGUCGAGUUGAUCGUCUGGAGUCAGAAAUUCACCACUUACACAAACAUGCUGGAGGUGGCGAGCAAUCUUUUAUUCGAGAAAUACAACUUCUGGAAGAUCGCAACCACGAUUUGGAAAAGGCAGUUGUUAAUAAUGAGAGGGAACUCGAAGAGGAGAGAAAGAACAACAAACAAAUGUCAAUCAAGAUCAAAGAAUUGGAGAAGUUGAACAAGGAUUAUAAACAAGAGGUUGAGAGUUGCAAGACCAGUAUUUAUGAUUACCAACGUCAGAUAGAGCAACAACGUCAAAACGUGGUCACUCAACAUGGAGGAGAUGCUGCGCUUCAAUCGAAACUUGGUGAAAAGAAUCGGGAUCUCAAUAAAUAUCUUGAUGAAAUAAGGUCGUUGUCAGAGGCCAAUGCAGAAUUGGAAGAGAAAUUGGAAGAUGUGGGUACAGACCUGAAGGAGUCGGCGAUUGAGAUGGACAAAAUGACUGAAGAGUAUACGAAAUUGAAGACGGUUCUGCAGCAGACCGAUCAGAUUCUCGAAGAGAUGCGUAAAGAGAGAGACGUUUCAAGAGCACAGGUGCAAGAUUUACGCGAUCAAGUGGCAUCAAAAACGGACAACGAUGAAGCCAUUCUUUCCGCUGUGAACUCCAAAGUUGAAGAAUGGAAGAUGGUGAUCGCUAGUAAAGAUGAGGAAAUCGCCAAUUGUCGUCGAACAAUUGAAGAUCUUCGCAGGCAGGCGUCAAUUUCUCAGAUAGAUACCGACAAGCAAACAAUUGCUGCUUUACGCCGUGAACUUGCCGAAAAGAACGAGCAUGUGGAUUCUCUUGAGCAAAAACUGCAAGAUGUCUCCAGUGAAAUGAAAGAAAUAACCGAUCAAAUUGAAAACAUAAAACAACAAGCUGAUAAAGGUUUACCUUCGGCCUACCAGCAGAAACAGAUCAACGAGCUUCACUCAACGUUGGACCGCGAGAAGAUGGCCGCGACCCUUGAGCGCAAUCGCAUCAAGUUGACGGAGAAAGCCGUGGCGGAGAAGGAUAAAGAGCUGAAUGAACUGGUGACGAGGCUGAUGCGCUAUGAACGAGGCGAAUAUGGUCUCUCGCAGGCCGUACAGGAGAUCAAAGAUUUGAAGGCUAACCUGAGAAUUCGAGACGAAAAAAUCAUAGAUUUGACGUCACAAAUAAACAAGGUUGGUAUUGCCGUCAACGAUGUGGAAGCUGAGAACGAGGAGUUGCGCGACAGACUGGGAAUGGAUCCCAGGGAGCCACUUGAUAUCGAGGCAGUCAAAGAAAAGAAAUUGAUCAAAACUGAGCAACAGGCGGCCCUCAAUCGUGUCUUGAGUAAAGAGAUUGAACGUCUUGAAGAGGAGAGACUGGAACUAAAACGAAAAUUGAGAAAACAAGCAUUGCAUCGUGGUCAGCGGGCUGUCGAGUUGGGUUUGACAGCUGAAGAUCUGGCCUUGGCCGAGUUGAGUGACGAUGGGGGGGAGGAGCGUCGUAUCGUAAAAACUAAAUCUGAACCAGCUCUUUCACCUCUGAAAGUGGACAACGAUCAACUUUCUGCGAACAACAAACGACUCAAGAAUGAAGCGGAAAAACAGGAAGUGGAAGUGAACAGCAUUAAGAUGAGGCUAAAAGCCCUCAAGACCGAGAACAAGGAACUUAAAGAUGAAAACCAUCAGCUGGAAGUCGGUUUACGAGAAUUACUCGGUCAGCUACGUGAGAGUCCAGUUUUCCAAUCAGACGGCGGCCAGGUUCUACUGCGCGUUCCUGCUCUAGAGAAACUUAUUGCAAUGUUCGAAUGUCGCAGCGCCACGGGACAGUACGACGUUCACGUCGAGCUACGAGCAAACCUCGAGCACAUGGCGGGUAGAAACGAAGAAAUACGCCAGGAGUUGCAGAAAGCACGUGACGAGAACACUAGCCUUGCGGUGGUCUUAGAUAAGAAAGACAGUAAGAUUACAAAAUUGGAAAAAGAAAUAUCAGAUUUACGCCACGCAGGUGAUGGUUUUAUGAAGAUCCAACCUUUAGUUUUACCCAAAGGAAUGACACCAUCAUCUAUAGAAGUCAUCGGCUGUUUGAAUGAGUAUCUUACACAAUCCAUACACGAAUGUUCAUUGAAAGAAACCAUGCUACAGAAACUAGAAGACGAACUCGAAAACUUCAAGCGAAAAUUUGCCGUGAUCAUUCAUCAGAAAGGUCUGCUCUAUGAAGAAUAUCUAAAAGAGAAGACGUGUUGGGAGGUGGACCUAAAAAAGCGGGAAGACGAAACCUCCGAGUUGAAACAACAACGUGAACACGACGGCGUACGACUUCUCGAAUACGAUCGUUUGUUGGAGAAUCUCACCACGGAUUCAGACACGCUGAAAAAACGCUUGGGCGAGCAGACGCGCAAAAUCACUGUGCUACGUGUGAACGAGAAGUCCCUCGCGAGACGAUACACGGCAAUGCAAGAGGUGGAAAGCUCUCUUCGUCGCGAGAACGAGAAACUAAAGAAGGAUAUUGUGGAUAUGGAGGGAUCUGUUAUGACUAGAUUAGGAUAUCUUGAGAGGUUUAGGGAAACCGCUGGCUACAAAAUGGCUGUUUUACAGAAAAGCCUGGACGAGAGCUGUCCCACGAGGGAGCUAGAGACGGUGAACAGAGAUUACAAUGAAUUGACCGCGAAGUAUCGGGAUCUUCUUCAAAGGGAAAACUUGUUAGUGGAGAGAUCGACCAAGCUUGAAAGCUUACAAUCUGACGUUAGCCAUCUACAAAUGGAGCGCGAGAAGCUGAUGAAGGAGCUUGAGACCGAAAAACAGAAAAGUCACACGCUGGAGCAAACACUCGCUGAUCUUCUUGGUAAAGGUGGGAAGACUGGUACUAGUGACGUAAGAGCGGAGGAAAUUAACAGUAUAUCAAGAAAAAUUGCGACUCUUGAGAUAAAGGAGUUAAACGAACGACAACGAGCAAGCCAUGCGACAAAGCGAUAUGAACAAGUACUAGGGAUGUUACAGAACAUCGAGGAACGCAAUGGGGAAUUGGAGAAUAAAGUGGAGGAGUUGACAAAAUUGAACAUGGAAGGUCAGAGGAUUGAACGGGAAUUGCGAUCUGAACUUGAAGGUGUCGUUACCAAGGAUCUUCAUGAUGCCAUGGUCAAUCGAUUACGUAAUCUCGAGGAAUCGGAAUCCAAGCUUAAGGUGGAAGUGAUGCGAUUAAAAGAGAUUUCGGAAGUUGCUUCGCACCAAGCGGAAGCUGUCCAAUCCCAACAGGAGUCACGUGACAAGGAGCUCAUGUCCCUGCGUAGGCAACUAUACGAUAUUCAAAUGGAAAAUGACGAUAAAACUGUCAUAGGUAAACUUCAUCAUCACAUCGUUGCAUUGCAAGUCAGCGAAGGAAUGGCGAUCAAAAAGUUGGAAACAGCCCAGUCGAAGGUGUCCAAACUUGACGCGCAUAUUUUACGUCUGGAAAAAAAAUUGGACGAGAAGGAUCAGGAUUUUUAUCAUGCGAAACUCGAGACGCGGAAUAAGGCCAGAUACCUGAAACAAACCAUCCAGGAUUUACGUCGACAGUUCAGUGGCUGCCUACCUCUUCUGAAGCAAGAGAGGUUUGCUGAUGCAAUGAGAAAUCUACAGGAAAGUAAAAUGGCAUUACAACAAGAUCUUGAUAAGGCUCAUGACGAACGAGAGCAAGCUUCUCUGAAACUAGCCGAACUUCAAAUGAAGCAUAAAAAUCUCGAGGAAUUGUUGGCUACAUUGAGGGAUGGCAAGGGUGCUGCGAAGGUCAUGGAAUGGCAGAAGAGGAUAGAAGAUAUAAGACUGGAGAAUCUAAAACUUAAUCGAAAUACAGGCAAACAGAAUGAACAAAUUAAGUUCUUGGAGAAUCUCAAUAGAACUCAGGAGCAUUCUAUCGUCAGACUUGAAGAAGAAAACGCGAAAAUAACGAAGCAACACGAAGAACGUACACUAAUGUGGGAUCAACGUGAAGUUGAGCUUGAGAGAACCAUCUCAAGAUUGGAGCAUCAACAGGCUGAAAUGGCCCAGGCUGCUUUGCGUUUUGAAGAGGCUACGGGUUCGGUCCCAGACCCAAAUCUUCCCAUUGCCAACCAACUGGAGGAAGCAACCAGACGUAUCAAAGAUCACGUGAAGAUUAUUGUGGGUUGCCGGCAUGAGAAUAGAACAUUGAAAACGCAAGUGGGUGAACUGAAACGCGCUCUAGACGAACACGAAACGAAAAACACACAAAACGCAAAGAUCAUCAACGAACUGCGACUAAGGUUACCUGUGACAGAAAGGCAACUCGUGGCCCAGCAGGUUGAGAACAUGGUAACUAAAUCCCCAGAUUAUGAAGCAAAGAAAGCUUUCCAGGUCGCUCAGUCAACAAUCGCGAGUUUACAAAAGAUGAUAAGCAAAAAGGAAGAAUCCAUUCUGAAAUAUCAAGAAUUAUUGAAGGAGUCACGUGACGAAAUGCAAGCUCAAACCCAGCAGCAUAAGGCCGAGGUCAAGCUUCUUCAAGAUCGCCUGCAACUCGAAGCUGACGAAGCAUUGCGAAAAUUCAAAGCUCAACAAAAUGAUGUAAUAAACAGUCACGUGGGAUCUAGACCCGGCAACAGAGAACUGAGACGUCUUUCCGAGCUCGAGGAGUUAACACUAGAGCAGGAGAAUGCUUUAGCUUCUGCAGCAGAGCGCUACCAGAGGUCCAGGAACGACAUUGGAAAGUUAAAGGUUCAGUACGAAGACAAAAUACAAGACAUUACGAAUAAGGCAGAAGUCACGAAGGAGAAAUUCACAACAAAAAUCACAGAGCUUGAAAACGAGUUGAGCUUGCGUGAGCAACAUUUACGUGAUCGUACGAAAGAGAACGAAGCGUUGACGGAAGAACUCGAGGCUGCUCGAGAGGCAAAUGAUCGCGCUCCAACGCGAGCUAUGAUCUUGCUUGAGCGUCUCCGUAAUCAACUCUUGAUCAAAGACAAGGAACAAAAGACGCUGAGUAAGGCACUUAGGCAGUUGCGGGCGGAUAUGGUAAACGCUGCUGAAGAAAACCUACGUGCGAACACCCAACUUGCGGGCGAAGAGGUCAACGUUCAAUUGAUUGUUGCGCGGGAAACUUCUGAACUGCGUGAAAGUGUCAAGGGAUUGGAAAGUAAACACGAAAAAAUGAAAACUGAAUUGAAGAAAUACAAAGAAAAGGAAGAAAAGUUAACCGAAGAAAAUAAUAAAUUGAAAAAGGAUAUCGAGAAGAAGAAUUCGUCUUUGUCUCAAAUGAACGAGGUAAAGGAUCACAACCUCGAUAAAUGCGAACAAAGUUUGAGAAAUGAAAAAAGAAAGAGACAGGAAUACGAGCAAAGAUUGAUUGAAAUGGAAACAAAGUUGAAAAUAUUAAAUGAUAAAAAUGAUGAAAAGGAACGUGAAGAAACUGAUGAUAGUAAAACGGAGGAGAAACAAAAGAUGCAGAAAGUCUCUGAGGAAGUUCUAAGAUGGGAAGAGGGGAAAAAGUGGCAACACAAAGUGGAAAACUUAAAGGUGAAACUUGCAGAAAAGACGAAGGAAUUGGAAAAGGCCGAAAAAUCUCUGCGUUUGUGUCGAGAUGCCUUAAAUAGAGGAGAUAGGACAAAAGCUUCUUCACAAAACAAACUUAAAAGUACCUAUUCGCGCUCCUCUGUUGAUGCGUCAUUGGUGCAGCGUGAUGACGUAAUACAUGAGUUGAAGCAGAAAGUUUUUGAAGUGGAAAGUGAGAAUGAAGAACUCCAACGAAGGCUGCGUCUCGAAAAAGAUGUACGAUUGCAGGAGCUGGAACUUCAAAAUAAAGAUUUAAAGGAAAGAUUAAGUUUACUUGAGUUGCAACUACGACAUACUCCACCCGAAAAGGAGGAUAACGAUGCCGUCGAUGCUCUGCUGUACGAAGAUCUUGUAAAAAGAAACAGAUCUUUACAAAAUCAAUUGCUGGAAAUUAGAAAGGAAAACAUGGAGAUGCAGUUCAGUCUUGAGGAAGCCAAGAAAGAGAAUCCUCGAUUAAAGGCUCGCGUCGCAGAUCUUCAGGAAUACACAGAAAUAUUAAAGUCGGAGGUGGAGGCGAGCAAGAAGCGAGAAAAAUCUCGAAAGAAAGCUCUGGGUACUGGAAUUGCUGGUCAAAGUGUUGAAGAUAUGGAACGAGUUAUCGCCGCCAUGAGAAGGGUUGUUGAAAGACUACAAACUGAGAAUGAUAAUUUAAAGAAGCAUCCAGUCGAUGGUAACUCCCAACAUAACGAUCUUACCAAAGAAAAUAAAAAACUUAAGCAAGAGUUGCAUAAGUUAAAACAAAGCCACGAAGCUCCACCGCAAAGAAAAGGAAUUGAAAAAAUCUCGAGCAAGUUGGUAGGCGAACAUGAAAAAUUGAGAAAAGAUUACGGUAAAGAGAUCGAAACGAGUAAAAUGUUGAAAGUGAAGAUAGCAGCUUUGGAGAAUGACCUAAAAGAUAAAAACGAUGAAAUAAGGCGGUUAGAAGGAAGACUGCGCGAGGCUGAAAGUCGCGUUCCUAAUCUUGAAGGACUGGACUCUAAGCAGUGGAAAUCUGCUGUCGCGACUCGCAUGUUUGAGCAGAAGGUGAAGUCUUUGGAAGGCGAAUUGGAGAAGAAGACAAAUAUGUUGAAUGACAUCAAGAAACAUUUACGAGGCUCCGUCGACAAAGAAGAGGUUUUCUUAAAGAAACAAUCAGAGUUGGAAGAAAAGAUCGCAAUUCUUGAAAGGUUUCCUACCGAUAUUCAACUUGACAGCAAUCUUGUUAAAGAAAUGCAAAAUAUGAGACUGCGUUUGGCUAGCGUCGAAGCUGAAAAGAAUGAACUCCAUUCUCUUCUUAAACGGAUGAAAGAAUUAAGUGAAGCUGGUCAACUACCUUCGGACAUGGACCAAGAAGAUGUUUUGCGUAGACUAGCGGAUUACGAUCGAAUAUUAAAAAUGAACACUGAACUAGAGAUCAAUUUGAAGACUGUGGAAUUAGAGAGAGAUCGAUUACGCUCAGAAACUAUUAAGUUACGUAAAGAAUUGGAAGCAUUCGACCCAGCCUUCUUCGAGGAAAUUGAAGACUUAAAGUAUAACUUUCAGAAGUCAAUCGAACGCAACGUGUUAUAUGAAAGACAACUUCGGGAGCUAUCCAGAAGGUUUGAAGUUCAGGUCAACAUACCCAGUGAAGACGAUUAUUGAUGUACAUUAAUUACCAUCACAUCUUCACAAUGUCCAUCAUCCCUGUGACUGUCGGUCUUCAUCGUGAGCUCUUAGAUUAGUUAUAUAAAUUUUACUUAUCUUAUAUGUGUAUCGUCUGCUUGCGACUAUAAUUUAUUCUGUAAAUAGUGUUUAUUUCAAAUUCCGCGUUCGGCUUCAAGUCAUCUUUGCUGUUUUAAAAUUUUGUGAAAAACUUAUCGUGAAGGAUUUUUCAGAAAGUGAUGUACACAAGCUCGUACACCCAUUAAUGACGAGUUGUUUUAAGGUUAAUUUGCUCAAUCCUAACCAAUGAGAAAUUUACCUGAUAGCACAGCUGUACGGAGAUAUUAACCACUGGUAUUGACUUGUUUAUACGAACGAUAGGCUAGUUAUAUAUGAGUACGCUUGUAAUGAAUUGUUUAUCUUAGAAUGAAAUACUUUAUGCAGUA
Messenger RNA from Xenia sp. Carnegie-2017, 7936 nucleotides. Its product is annotated as centrosomal protein of 290 kDa-like. NCBI's taxonomy places the organism in Eukaryota, Metazoa, Cnidaria, Anthozoa, Malacalcyonacea, Xeniidae. The record is from RefSeq and is a predicted model, not a curated record.